GGGUGUACCAAAGGUCUGAUCUCUCUUUGGGGUUACAGAGUCUGGAUCAAAUCGGUCUACUUCGGCUCCCCAUUUCCAAUAGGCACUCUCCCACCCCCUGGACUCCAGCUCCCCUCCAGCCUCUUUCUUUGCCUCUUCUCCCCUGGCUCCUGCCGUUAAGAAGAAUUCACGGCUGCAGAAGUCAGAGCAAAGUGCUUGUGCUUAGAUAGCAGGGCGGGUAGGAGACACUGGCUCAAUGCGGUAUUGCCUUCACUCUCAUGAUUCUGGAUCCUGGAUUCUGAACACGAGCUAUAUCAGGGGCAAGGGUGAAGCGAGAUGUGUUGGUGUGGAGAAAAUAAUGCGGUAGAUGUUGUUCUUCAAUAACGUAAAAAAUCACGCAGGCAGACGCUAUGGCUGACACGAUAUUUGGAAGUACAGAAGACCCGUGGGUUUGUCCCAAUGACAGGCAACUUGCACUUCGAGCAAAGCUCAAAACUGGCUGGUCGGUGCAUACAAAUGAGUCUAUCAAACAGCGACAAAAUCAGAUGCUCUCUAAACCUGAGAUUGAAAUUGUCCUGGAUGUCAUCCAGAGAGCCGAGAGGCUGGAGCUGAUCGAACAAAACCGCAUUGGUCGUCUAGUUGAACGCUUAGAAAAUAUGAAGAAGAAUGUGAUUGGAAACGGCCAGUCCCAGUGCUUGCUAUGUGGGGAGUUGCUGGGAUUCAUGGGAUCGACAUCUGUCUUCUGUCAAGACUGCAGGAGGAAAGUCUGCAUAAAGUGUGGAAUAGAGACACUUGGGAACAAGCGGAAACCGGUUUGGCUUUGCAAAAUAUGCAGCGAGGGAAGAGAGAUUUGGAAGAGAUCUGGUGCUUGGUUUUACAAUGGAUUGCCGAAAUACAUCCUACCAUCCAAAGGCUCUGCUGGAAACAGUGAGCUAUAUUUACGGCCCCUUCGAUUGGAAACCUUGCAACAUGGGAGAAAUGUCAUUGUCAACCGUUCGUACAGCUGGGCAAGAGGAAGAGUUGUCUCCAGUGACAGUGAAAGUGAGUCUGAGUGCAGUUCAUCGAGUCAAGAUGGUAAUGAUUCCACGAGCAACUCGACAAAUUACAAGGGAAGAAAACAAAAGGAUGAAUCGGGUAGCCAUCAUCUGGCCAGCCCCUCAGUUGCAGAUCCAUCCAACCUCCGUACUGAGCGUGGAAGAGGUUUAAGUGCCACAGAGAGCCUUGGUGCUGACAAUAAGAAUGGUUUUGGCAAGAAAUCACUAGGUUGACAGUGAGAGGGUACAGGGUCCAGGCAUGCUCCUGGUCUCUAUCAUCCAAGGAUUGCCCAUUUCCCCUUCCCAAGACGUCCGGGCUGGAGCUGUGGAUUCUGGUGCCAUUCGAAUAAAAGACAUACCUAACAAGUCCUAUAGUCCUUUUUUUUUUUUUUUUUUUUUUUUUUUUACCAGGCAGUUUUAACUCUGGAAUGUCUAUUGGAUGUUUGGUUGGAUAUGGGGGAAAAUCUGUGCUGUCAUAAUUUGUAGCUUAAUCUCGCAUGUUCCGAUGACUUAUUCUAGGGU
Amblyraja radiata (thorny skate) is the source of this 1535-nucleotide messenger RNA. Its product is annotated as rab effector Noc2. Gene Ontology annotation, cellular component: synapse. The record is from RefSeq and is a predicted model, not a curated record. Gene Ontology annotation, biological process: spontaneous neurotransmitter secretion; regulation of calcium ion-dependent exocytosis; exocytosis. Bases 390 to 1247 code for a protein of 285 amino acids. NCBI's taxonomy places the organism in Eukaryota, Metazoa, Chordata, Chondrichthyes, Rajiformes, Rajidae. The transcript has 9 exons. Gene Ontology annotation, molecular function: small GTPase binding.